GAAACCGUAGAAAGUGUGUACAAUUCACAUACUAUAUGAUGUAUAAUAAAAAUACUAGUACUUCUAAGUCUACGGAGUCCAAGUCGUUCGUAAACACGAACAAACAAAAUUGAAGUCAUAAUUUUUAGCGGAUAUUCCAUUGUGGCGGCGGCAGUCUUGCUGUUUACUCCGGUUGCAAGUUUUUCGUUUCCGCCAAACGCACACAAUCGACGAAAACAAACGGUUCCGUUUGCCUGAUCGUUACAUGUGUUCUAGUGAAACUUUAAUUGCAACGAUAUGCUGUCGAAGCACGAACAAUACGCGACACUUUUACUUUCCCGGCCGGAGACAUAACAAAAUCGGACGUUCGAUCGUCUGGAUCCGUCACUUACAGCGUCGAAGACAAUCCUUCAACACAACGCCGUGGCGUACUGUUAACAUUGCCGAUUUACCACCGUCUGUCCACAAGACUUAUAAAAGCGAAUAAAAGUGUAAUCGUUCCCAUACAGCAGGAAUCAUGCAACCGACAGGAAUCGCGUCCGUGUGUCUGCUGUUGCUGGCGAGCCGCGCGGCGGGACACGCGAUCGGCGAAAACCGCGGAGAGGACUACGACGACUCGACCGGAAUCGGCACAGACCGCAAGAGAGACGAGGCGCAUCAGCCGAGGGUUUUGGACAUGGAGUCGAUAUUUGCGGGUUUCGCCAAGUCGAUGAUCGGCCGGACUGGAUCUACCAGUAGUCAAAACCAGCACUGUAUAAAUCCGGGUGUAAAAAAGAGGUCCACCGGCCAGGGUUUCUGCAAAAUGUCUUCCCUGACCACCUUGUCCAGUCCCUGUCAGUUUUUCAAGAUGGCCCUCGGAUUAUGCGAUCUACCCGACAUUUUGAUGCUCAGCUUAAACAUGUCGAACGUGGUACUGAUGCUGGUUCUCAAAGGACUGAUCUGGGGAGCCUCGUAUAUGCAGGGCAACGGUGGCAAAGGUCGGAAGGAAGGGCCGGAUGCGGCGGGCUUGACCGGUGGCGGACUCCUGCAGGACGUGGUCAACGAGACGGAUUUACUGUUGUUCCUUGGAUAUUUGGUUGCCGAUGAGUCAGGUCGCUAUGACUGUCUGAACCGCGUGGCGUGUGAGCAACCGGCCAGGGCGGAGAGUUACCUGAAGAGCGCCGAAAUGGUCUGGAAAACGGCGAAAUUAUUGGACCCAGUGGUGCCGGUGGACGCGAAAUACGAGCGAAUGUUGAUCAAGUUGCAAGAAGCCAUUGAAGACGGUAGGGCAGACGGAGAUUGUCAGGCCAAAUACAAAUGUUCCGAGCCGACCAGCAACGAGGAUAACUUUAACCUGAUUUAAAGUGUACAGAUAUAUAGUCAUUGAGAGUAAUCGAUUUAUAUAGAUAAAUCGUAGGUACAUAUUAUGGUUAUUUUUUUGUUUUUGUUUGAGAUAUAUAUUUUGCCAAAUUUAAGUCUGAUUAUCGAAAACGCCGUGCACAGUCAUUGUAUGCAUUGGAUUAUUAUUGAAUAUUUUAUUCACGCAAUAAUGCACGUAAAACAAUAUAGCAUAGUAAAUAAUUAUGUUUUAUAUUAUUACAAAUUAUUAUUUUUUUUUCAAAAAUAUUUCUUUUUAUUCAAUGUGCCUGUAAUAAGUUUACUUUUUUAUAUUACUUAUUAUUCUAUUUGAUGAACAAUGACCUCAUUCAAAAUAAAAAUGCUAUUAUAUCUGCACGUUAAUUUCUAUCGUAGACCAUAACGAUUAAUGUAUACCAAUACUAUUGUAUCUACGAGUUUCAUUAAUUGAAUUCAUCAUAUUAUGACCUAUAUCCAAGUACUAUAUCUGAAAUAAAGAUUAUUGUUUUUU
Messenger RNA from Aphis gossypii (cotton aphid), 1825 nucleotides. RefSeq lists its product as uncharacterized. NCBI's taxonomy places the organism in Eukaryota, Metazoa, Arthropoda, Insecta, Hemiptera, Aphididae. Bases 497 to 1321 code for a protein of 274 amino acids. The transcript has 6 exons. The record is from RefSeq and is a predicted model, not a curated record.